UGAUGUUCUCUGGAGUGGGUACAUAUUUCAGGCUCGAAGGUCUGAUACUCACCCAGCUGCACCUUCAAACCUUCGAACUAUGCCACCGGUACAAGACGAACAAGAAAAGCCUUCGACCUCUAUACAACGAAGGUUUAAACUAAGCAGGGCGUGUGAUCGUUGCCGACGCAGAAGAAUCAAGUGCGAUGAAGGUCAUCCAUGUCAGGCCUGCCAAACCGCCAAUUCACCUUGCACUUUCGAAGAGCCGGGUAAACGUAGUCACCCUCAUAAGUCAAAGCGUACAGCUACCCUGGAGGACAGGAUGCACCAACUAGAAACCCUCAUUCAAGCUAUCCCACCGUCGGUCUUCUCUACCGGUUUCAGUGCGGCACCACAUCCCACCUCUGAACCUGGAUCGUCGAGCCCGUUAACAACAUUUGCUUCUGCAAACCAUACAUUUCCAUCUGGUAUUCCACCCCCAUCUCUGCACAGUUACCCUUUGACGAAUCCCUCGACGCAUUUCACGGCACAACUACCUAAUGGCUCUCGGCAGGAGAGCCCUAAUACGAUUUUUCGUUCCAUGCUAGCACAAGCAUCGCUCAGGCAGAACAGUCAUGGAUUUGAGCAACCCCCAGAAGAGCCUGCACGCAUUUCCCAUUCCGCGUCAUAUCUUUACUUUGACCACGAAGGUUACACACGGUGGCAGGGAGAAACGUCUGGGCUUCCACUUCUCGAUCUGCUGCUUGAAAAUCAUACGCUGGUCAAGUCUGAGACGGACAGAGUUUCCUCGGACUCGGCAUGGGGACAACAGGCACACAAUCCAACGUGGUUCCCUGACCGUACGCCAAGACGGACGGACGUUAACCCAGAAAUGCUAUGGCGACUUAUAACUUCAUCCAUCGUACCGGAUCUAAUGGACAGCUUGGUGCAGUGCUAUUUGUGCACGUCCUAUUAUCUCCUCCCGUUUUUGCAUGUGCCUACCUUCCUAGCGGACUAUGGCGACCCUCGGAAAUGGGGUGAACCCGGUUUCGCCUCUUUCAUAGUUGCUGUCUGUUGCCUGGCCUCGCGCCACAUUGAUGAUCCUCGUGUGCGGUCGGACCCAAGCGAAGGCGUGUCCGCUGGAACGCAAUGGUUUGAACUUUUUGGACGGCUUCGCACCCUUCCAAUUGCAGAUCGACCCACGCUAUACACUAUUCAGGCAGACCUUAUUGCCGCUGUCUACGCCGUUGGACUCGGAAAACUUUCAAAAGCUGCCGCUCUCUUAUCAGAGGCCGUUACCGUGUCAAUAGAUGCCGGACUGCAUCGUUCUGCCCAUACUUAUGAUCUUUUCGACCCAAUCGAGGACGAGGUCCGGAAACGCACAUUCUGGUGCGUAUAUAUCUGGGACAAGCAACUCUCAGCACACUUUGGCCGGCCCCCAAUGGUUCGUGUGCGGGAAUGUGACGUCGGCGAACCCACCAUCAUCGACGAUGAAUUUAUUACCCGCGACGGGAUCUUGUCACAGCCUGCUGGAACAGAAAGCCGCAUGAGUGCUUUCGUCACCAUCAUCCGAAUCAUGAUCGUGAUGGAGUCAGUCCUGGACAUCCCCCCUUCGCGUCACCGCUCGGGGACCUCGUCCCCGUUCCUCUUGCGCGCACUGAGUAUACUUUCGGAGCGCAGACGACCAAAAGACAUGGUUGAAGAGGAGACCCUGCUGGACGAGAUCUAUCGAUCCAUACCCACGUACUGGAGCCAUACGUCGGAAACGCUUUCAAGUGACGAUGUUCUAAGAGUCACUCAGGCGGUCCGCCUCCACUGCGCGGAGCAAUAUGUACGUAUGUUGAUUCACCGGCACCGGCUGUCCAGCUUCGUGGCGGAGAGGGUUUAUAGCGGCUUGUCAGAAGAGGAACCCAGCGAAUUUGAGCGGGACGCCAUGACGGCAGCGCAGUCGUGUGCAUUGCAGAUCAUCUCGUCACACAUGCAAGUCGCCGCGAAGGGGUUGAUGACGUACUAUGGCGUGCACGUCAUUCAUCAGCUGACUCAGGCCGGGAGGACGCUGGUCGCUAUCGUUAUCAACUGUAAGUCUGAGAAGCUCCAGAGAGUAAUGCAGCCUGCCCUUGAGGGAAUACGGUCAUGUGUUGCGCUUCUCAGACGCUUCAGUGGGAGAUAUGUUUGCGGUCAGAGGUCAGGAGAUGUCAUGGAAGAAUUCUGCCGUUUGACGCAAAUCCCUCUGGAGCCAACGCGCCUGGACAGCCAGGAACAGUCCCAAAAUCGUCCCCCGUGGAUACGACCGGUCCGCAAGAAGGCACCAAGUAUGACGAAGCCCGGCAGCGAUGGUGGUUCUCACCACAGUAGUCCGGAAUCUUUCUCCCCUUCGGAAUUCUUUACAGACCACCCUGGUCUCGCAAGCCCGCCGACUAUGAGUCAGGCGUUCUCUCCUCCAACGCCGAACUCACUUCCAUCUGCUUCACCCUAUGGGAUGAGUAAUCGGCGGAUAUCGCUCUCCGCACCUUUAUAUAUGGACUCGCAAAGUAGCCUGGACGUUGAUCCAACUUCAUACAUGCCUGCACCUGGGGACGUGAUGAGUAUAUUCAACGACGCGGGUGUUGAAGUGCCCCCACCGUUCUCGACCGACUUUAACAUGGCCUCAUUACCACCAGACCACGGUGAAUCUCUCUAUCGGCGUAUGAACGGGGGUAACAAUUUGGUAAAAAGUCCCUAGGGAGGGGUUUAGUUCGGAAACACAUACAUUGUAUACCAUUCAAGGGCUAAGGGCUAACAGACUCUAGAGGACUGUAUUCUAGCCACCUGUAUCAAUCUGAGCAUGCUUUCUAUCGAUAUCCGCCACUAUGAGGUUUGUCCUGAAAGAUUUGGCGAUAACUGCAAACAAGUACCGUUUGCGCGAUCUGGUCACAUUGUUUUUUAUCGCGAUGCUGUACAGUUGAGCAUUAUCAACCACGCGGUACCGUAGAUGGUCGCGUUCGAUAUCCC
Molecule: messenger RNA, 2949 nt
Organism: Pisolithus orientalis
Lineage: Eukaryota; Fungi; Basidiomycota; Agaricomycetes; Boletales; Pisolithaceae
Product: fungal-specific transcription factor domain-containing protein
Exons: 9
Coding region: 80-2680 (866 amino acids)
Biological process (GO): DNA-templated transcription; regulation of DNA-templated transcription
Molecular function (GO): DNA-binding transcription factor activity, RNA polymerase II-specific; zinc ion binding; DNA binding
Source: RefSeq, a predicted model, not a curated record